Bombyx mori (domestic silkworm) is the source of this 2084-nucleotide messenger RNA. RefSeq names its product maltase A1. The record is from RefSeq and is marked provisional. The transcript has 9 exons. Lineage: Eukaryota; Metazoa; Arthropoda; Insecta; Lepidoptera; Bombycidae. Bases 111 to 1931 code for a protein of 606 amino acids. Gene Ontology annotation, biological process: carbohydrate metabolic process.
GCGAGUAACAUCCAAUGAACAUAUUAUAUUGUUAUCGAAUUUAUCUUUCUGUGAAGUUUAGAUAAUUAUGUGUUAGUUCAGGCGUCAGCCACAGUCGCACUGCAGCCACCAUGAGGGCUACCAAGGUGGUGGUUCUCGUCGUAGGAUCGAUCGCUUUACUGGGACUAGUUGCAGGAUUCAUCACAUGGGUGGUAUUAUCAAAUCAAAAUGCGCCAACUCCACCUCCUACUGAAGUCAUACAGCUGGACUGGUGGAAGAAUUGCGUUCUUUACCAAAUCUACCCUAGAUCCUUUAAGGACAGUGAUGGUGAUGGCAUUGGUGAUUUAAAAGGUAUUAUCAGCGAAUUAAAGCACUUCGUAGAUGCAGGCGUGGAUGCUAUUUGGAUGUCUCCGAUAUUCGAAUCCCCCAUGGUCGACUUUGGGUACGACAUCAGUAACUUCUACGAUAUACACUACGAGUAUGGCACUAUGGAGGACUUUGAAGAGCUUUUAGAUAAAGCUCAUGAACUUGGUCUGAAAGUUUUGCUCGACUUCGUUCCGAAUCAUGCCAGCAAUGAGUCAGAGUACUUCAUCAAAUCAGAGGCAAGAGAGCCAGGCUAUGAAAAUUUCUUCAUCUGGGCUGAUCCCCUUCCAAACCCUGAAAAUCCUGGAGUCAGGCUUCCUCCUUCUAAUUGGGUCAGUCAGUUCGGAGGUUCGGCCUGGGAAUGGAGUGAGAAACGUCAGCAGUACUAUCUACACCAGUUUGCUAUCCAACAAGUGGAUUUCGACUUCAGAAACCCUGCAGUAAAACAAGAGAUGUUCAACAUCAUGAAAUUCUGGUUAGACAAAGGAGCUGACGGCUUCAGACUAGAUGCUCUACCGUAUUUGAUUGAAGCUGAUCCAGCUGACCACGAAGGAAGAUAUCCUGAUGAUCCACUGAGUGGCUUGACCCAAUUUGAAUCCCACCAACUGGGAUAUACCAUACCUCUAUACACCAAAGACUUGAUUGAGCUGUAUGAUGUAGUAUACGAAUGGCGGGAGUUUUUGGAUGAAUACAAUAAAAAUCACGGCGGCGAUACCAGAGUGGUGUUCUCAGAAGGGUAUGCCAACGUGUCUAUGACUAUGCUGUACUACGGAAACGAGGAUGGAGCUAUUGGAGCCCAUUUCCCUUUCAACUUUGAUUUCAUCACCGAUUUAUCGUCGAAAUCUAACGCCAGAGACUUCGUGUACAUCAUAUUAAGGUGGUUGACUUAUAUGCCCUAUGGUGGAAUUCCUAAUUGGGUGUUUGGUAAUCAUGACAAUAACAGAAUGCCGACUCGCUUCCGUCAUGACAUGGUGGAUGGCCUGAACAUCAUCAACAUGCUGCUUCCUGGGGUAGCUGUCACGUACCAAGGCGAGGAGAUCGGCAUGAGAGACGGCUAUGUCAGCUGGGAAGACACUGUGGACAUAGAAGCCUGUAACCGGGGAGACCCUGACACCUACCAUCUGUAUUCAAGAGACCCAGCUAGGACUCCUUAUCAUUGGGAUAAUUCCACUAGCGCUGGGUUUUCAACUAGUACAAAUACAUGGUUGCCAGUGGCUGAAGAUUACCAGGAAAUUAAUCUGGCUAAACAGAAAGAGACUGCUCGUAGUCACUUUAAGAACUACCAAGCCUUGACCAAGCUUCGUAAACAAGCUACACUCUCUCACGGAGAGUACGACAUUAGGGCCCUAUCAGACAGGACCUUCUACCUCGUGAGAAGUUUACCUACUCACGACACAUACGUUCUUCUCUUCAACGUUAGCGAGAGAAGAGACACGGUUGAUUUGGGCCGAGUACCACAUUUGACACUACCAGCUACUGUCUAUGUUUCUAGUAUACACUCUGCUAGAUUAGCCGGACAUGAGAUAACAAGCUCGCAGUUGUCAUUAGAAGCCGGAGAGGCUCUCGUUUUGAAAGCCCAACCUAUAUAAUGUGUUGUGAUAAGGAUUACGUUUUUCAUAUAAAAUAUUAUAUUUGAAAUAAUUUAUUGUAGCUGUAACUAAAAUGUAAAUAAUUGUAAAUAAAUUACACAGUGUAAAUAAAUUACGCAGUGUACAUAUUCGUAAAUACAUUUUAAAACUGUA